Molecule: messenger RNA, 1552 nt
Organism: Jatropha curcas
Lineage: Eukaryota; Viridiplantae; Streptophyta; Magnoliopsida; Malpighiales; Euphorbiaceae
Product: protein trichome birefringence-like 19
Cellular component (GO): Golgi apparatus
Molecular function (GO): O-acetyltransferase activity
Source: RefSeq, a predicted model, not a curated record
UCAAAAGACCCCGCAAUUGUCUAUCUUACUCUCUCGGUGAAGGAAAUUUAUCUUCAUCAUUAUUGAGGUAUAUAUUACCUACCCAUUGAUGUCUCUCAUAUGCAUUUUUUCUCCCAAAAUUUUUUCUCCAAUUAGGUCUUUAUUUCAUUGACAUGUAACCUAGAUAGCUACCAUGAUAAUCAAACAUUUCCUAGUAGCCGUUUCCCUUAUUCUUGUCACUGUUAUUCCUCUCCAUAUCUUGAAGUAUUCCAGAUCUUCUCAGUGGCCAUCACCUGCUAAACUCAUAAAAGUUGGGAAAGAAUGUAAUAUUUUCCAUGGAAAAUGGAUUUGGUACCCCAAUACUGGAAGUCACUAUACUAAUACGACAUGUCGUGGAAUCUCUGAUCACCAAAACUGCAUCAAGUUUGGAAGACUUGACACUGAUUUCUUGAAAUGGAGAUGGAAACCAGAGCAAUGUGAGUUAUCUUUAUUUAAUGCAACACAAUUCUUGGAGCUUGUAAGAGGAAAAUCAAUGGCCUUCGUUGGGGACUCUUUAGGAAGAAAUCAUAUGGAGUCACUUCUUUGCCUCUUGGCCACUGUAGGCUACCCCUUAGAUGUAAAUACAUCAGAUCCAAGUUUCAAAAAAUGGGUUUUUGUGAACUACAAUUUCACAUUAGCUUCCUUUUGGUCACCUCAUUUGGUUAAAGCCAUUGACACAGAACCAAAUGGCCCAACCUACAAUCGCCUGAUGAAUCUUUACUUGGAUGAAGCAAAUGAAGCCUGGGCAGCUCAGAUUGAGGCAUUUGACUAUGUAAUAAUCUCAGCUGGAAGAUGGUUCUAUGGUCCCCAAGUGUUCUUUGAAAAGGGCAAGACUGUUGGUUGUUAUUUAUGCCUGAAAAAUAACAUCAAGAACCUCACUAUGUUCUAUGGAUACAGAAGGGUUUUUAGAACUGCUUUUAAAACCCUAAUGGGUCUUAAAAAUUUUAAUGGAGUAACAUUUUUGAGGACAUUGUCACCCUCACAUUUUGAAAAUGGGGAGUGGGACAAAGGAGGGAAUUGUAUAAGGACAAGGCCAAUUUCUAGUGGAGAAGUGAAAUUGGAUGAGAAUGAUAUGAGGCUAUAUGUGACUCAAAUUGAGGAGUUAAAGAGAGCAGAAAGGGAAGGGAAGAAAAGGGGUUUGAAAUUUAGAUUGUUAGAUAUAAUGGAAGCUAUGAUUGUGAGGGCAGAUGGACAUCCUAACAAUUUUGGGCAUUGGGAAGAUGAAAAUGUGAGAAUUUCUGAUUGUGUGCAUUGGUGCUUGCCUGGCCCUGUUGAUACUUGGAAUGAGUUCUUGCUUCAUAUGUUGAAGAUGGAAAAGGAGACAAGUUAGGCUUUGUUUGGAUGAUGCAAGGAAAGGUUUGUUUAAGUAAAGUAAUGUCGGUAAGGUAACACCAAAAAAAGUAAAGUAAUGUAAGGCAUGGUAAAGCAAUGUAAGGUACUUUUUAUAUUUAGAAGGAAGAUAAAAACAAAACAAUUGGAUAUGUGGAAAGAUCUCUUGAGUUCGAUCUCUACUAAAUAUACCAUCCUUACUAAA